AUAUAAAGUCCUAACCCACUCUGUACCUAGCGUUUUAGCAAACAAAGCAAUCGGAUCAAAUAGGAGAGAGGUCCUGGGUAUAUUUGACGAGACUUUAUUAGUUCAACAUGUUAUGAAUGGGAUAGGUCACGGAGAGAAUUUUGGGGUGUACGCCCAUGUCAACAACUGGGCUCAACCAACGCUCGUAUUAUACACAGUCACCGGUUCCCCGAUUUAGCGGUCUUGCUUUCAGUACACAUCGGGACGAGUUUUAAUAAAGCUGCUUUUUGACGCUUUGUGGGUAUCGAGACUGUUUGCGAACAUCAUACUGAUUUUUUUAUUUAAAGCGCAAAUAACGGUUUGUUUGUAAAGUAAAUAAACCGCUUAAAGACAUUAUGAAGGUACCAUUGUCAUUAACUGAAAAGAGAUAAAUUGGCUCUAUCUCGGUGUUUCGUCUAUAACAAUCGCACAUGGAAAUAACGAAGUGAUUUUCCUGCAAGUUUAUCAAUGUGAGGUUUUCCACUGUGUGGGCAUCCAUCUUUAACAUACAAACUCUGGUUUUGGACUAUUAUCAUGGGAAAACGUGGGGAAGAAAAACGAAAAUGCCACUGCUAGACACAAUAUAUCAUAAUGACUCUAAUUGGAAAGUGAGCUGGAGACUUCAGCGGAAAGUAUGAGAUCACAUUGACGAGGAAAUGUUGUCAAAAUAACGUAAAGCGAUCCCCAAGCGGAAGAGAUCUGAUCUGCGUAGGUUGCGAGAACGUUCUGGUCCCGCUGUGCCCAUCUCGACGUUAACCAACCCAAAUCUGAUUUAGCAAGCAAUAACAUGAGAGAAUGUCCGUCGAGCACGUUUGAUCGUGAACAAUUUUACGACGAAAAUCAGCAUCAACCUACCGACAUCGACAAGCGAUCACGGCUGUAGAACCGGUCAAUAAGAAGAUUAAACUACAGGGAAAAAGUGAAUAAAAUAUAUUAAAAAAACGUUAUCGUGACGGACUGAUUGUGUAAACAAUUGAUUUUGAUUACUCAGACAACAUUUCUCCGACAAUAUCACAUGCAGACAUGUUUGUAUAACAUUCGGGUUGAUCACUUUCGAUGGUACACAUUUUCUAACAUUUUUGUUCGCAAACCAGUCGUUAACUUCUUUGAUUUUUAAUCAUCAUUUAAGUGGUUUCGACUGAGUGAUAGCGGGAGUAAUCUGCUGGGGUUAAUAGACGUUGUAAUUCUUUCGAUUAGAACGGCUGACGACAACUUAAUUCGGAAUCGGCGUCUUGAGGUUUGGAGCCAUCGCCAAACAACUAUCCUUGGAUCAAAAACAGAUAUCAUUUCUUUGAUUGCUGACAAUAUGCUUUCUGCUUAGGAUACGGAUGACUGUAUUCUUCAAGGAAAAGCUGUCAUUGCAAUAACCUUUAACUGAAAGGAAUUUAUAAGUGAAAGGAACGUCAACAUCAGAAGGAUAGUAACAACAGACUUGUUCUCCGAGAGCUUCCGCGUGCUGGCUUCAUCAAUAUGGACACCAAGCUACGCACUCAAAUCGCUUUGUCAUGGAUUAUCACCUAUGUCAUUACGACGUCAUCAGUGCAAGGAACAUGCGUAGUCCCAUCCUAUGGGUUUCCAUUCAACACGACGUCGCCUAACUAUUGUCCAUCUGCGUCCGUUGUCGAAACUCUAACCGAAUGUACGUAUAUCUGCAGUCAGACGGGAUAUAGUUUGGAAGGUGCAGCAACGACGAUGUGUUUGGGUGACGGGACAUUCUCAUCGAAUCCACCGACAUGCCGAGAUAUCGAAAGCCCUACCGUCUCGUGUCAGGGCAACAUCACGACGUCGACCGACCCGGAGAUGAACUACGCCACCGUGAUCAUCGACGAUCCCGUAGUCGCUGAUAAUUCAGGCGACAUCAAGUUAAACCUACCAGACUCCUAUCGCGUCUACAUUGGCGUCUCCGCGGUCCGCUUUGAGGCGGUGGAUGAGGAGGGGAAUAGUGCUGCAUGCUCUGUGUUCGUAACUGUUGAAGACACGGAACCACCACGACUCACAUGUCCAGGAACAUUGAACGUGACCAACGAUCCAGGAAUGAACAACGCCGUCGUUACAUGGAAUGAUAUUGAGAUCGUGGAUAAUUCCGGACAGUACCUGAGUGACGGCCCCGCCUACCCGUCAGGGACCACGUUUCCCAUUGGGCAGUACACGAUAGAGGUCUCUGCCUCCGACUUGAGUUCUAACAUCGGGACCUGCUCCUUCGUCAUCGUCGUUCGUGACGUCGAACCUCCAACUCUAAUCUGCUCAGAAGACUUCACGACCACCACUGAUCCUGGUGUCUGGUAUGCCGAUGUCAUGAUCACCCCUCCCAUGGUCCAGGAUAACUCUAACCCUACAAUGAACCAGAAUGAGGCUUACCCGGCCAGGCUGGUGAUAGGUCCCUCUGCCAUCACCUUCAGCGCAAAGGAUGGCGCGGGAAACGCGGCGGAGUGUACAGUGAUCAUCACAGUUGUAGACGAGGAGCCCCCGAUGCUGCUAUGUCCGCAAGACAUCAUGGUCGACGCCCAACCCAACCAAGAUACGACGGCGGUUUCGUGGCCCCCACCGACCGUGACCGACAACUCUCAGAGUCCCGUCUCGACACCAAUCAGCGAUCCAACCUCCGGAUCGAUCUUUUGGGUGGGGACAUCAUCUGUUACAUUCACAGCGUCAGAUGUGUACGGGAAUGAAGGGAGCUGUACGCUGCAGGUGACGGUCCUAGAUUAUGACGAGUGCGAAGAAGGUGUUGACAACUGCGAUGAGAAUUCAGGGUGUUCCAACACUCCAGGGGGCUAUACGUGUCAGUGUGACAUAGGUUAUAGUGGAGACGGAUUCACAUGUGAAGAUAUCGAUGAAUGCACAGCGAAUGAUCAAGGCUGUGACAUCAAUGCCGACUGCGUCAAUACAGAUGGUAGUUAUGAAUGCCAAUGUCAGAACGGUUACUCAGGAGGUGGAUUUACGUGCGAAGAUAUCAAUGAAUGUGAUACUGGCAGCUCAGAUUGCCAUUUACUGGCUGAAUGUUCCAAUACAAUAGGAUCGUAUACAUGUACCUGCAGGCCAGGUUUCAUGGGAGAUGGUACACAGUGUUCAAAUAUUGACGAAUGUACGACUGACGAGAACGGGUGUGACAUUAAUGCCGACUGUGUCGAUUCCGACGGGGCGUUUGAAUGUCGAUGUCGAAACGGUUAUUCGGGAAAUGGAGAGACGUGUACAGAUAAUAAUGAAUGUACUUCAGGAGAUGAUAAUUGUGAUGAGAAUGCAGAUUGUAUCAACACCGAUGGUUCGUUCGUCUGUCAAUGUCUAACAGGAUUCUCAGGCGAUGGGACUACAUGUGGAGAUAUUAAUGAGUGUACAGGAGAUAAUAAUUGUGAUGAGAAUGCAGAGUGUAUCAACACCGAUGGUUCGUUCGUCUGUCAAUGUCUAACAGGAUUCUCAGGCGAUGGGACUACAUGUGGAGAUAUUAAUGAAUGCACAUCAGGAGCUAAUAAUUGUGAUGAGAAUGCAGAGUGUAUCAACACCGCUGGUUCGUUCGUCUGUCAAUGUCAAACAGGAUUCUCAGGCGAUGGGACUACAUGCAGAGAUAUUAAUGAGUGCACAUCAGGAGGUAAUAAUUGUGAUGAGAAUGCAGAUUGUAUCAACACCGUUGGUUCGUUCGUCUGUCAAUGUCUAACAGGAUUCUCAGGCGAUGGGACUACAUGUGGAGCCUUUGAUAUCUGUGAGACCCUUGGUCCAUGCCCAAGCGUUGCCGAGUGCAUCAACGAGAUCGACAGUUAUACCUGCCAAUGUCGUACCGGCUACGAGACCGUGUCGGCGAGCGACGCAGGCUCGGUCGUGUGCAGUGAUGUCGAUGAAUGCAGUUCGUCGACCACUGCGUGCGACCUCAAUGCCGUGUGCAUCAACACGAUAGGGAGCUACGAGUGCGUGUGCGGUGACGGGUAUGCCGGAGAUGGAAUGUCGUGUGAAGCUGUUGACCCCUGCCUCUCAUCACCCUGUCAGAACGGAGGGGUCUGUACCUCAGGUGACGGAGCAUACCAGUGUGAAUGUCCAUCGACUUUUACCGGUAUCAAUUGCAAUACAGAGGUGGUUCAGAAUGAACCCAUCGAGGUGAUAGGGCAUCCCGCUUCCCAAGAGAUAGAAUACGGCGCCAGUAUCAGUCUGUCGUGUGCAUUCCAGAACGCCGAGAGCUUCACAUGGAAAAAGAAAGACCAAAUCCUCUUGGACAAUGCUGACCGAUCACCACUGGUCAUCUCCCCAGCCUUCCCCCUGGACCAGGGCUACUACUCCUGCAUUGGUUACGGGGCAGAUGGGGAUGAGGAGGAGACGAAUAUAGCCGUGGUUACGAUGACAGGUGUAACAAAUUACAUAGUUACUGCUUCAUUCGACCUAAUAUAUGAAGAUAGUUUGGCGGAUCCCAAUUCAGCUUAUUUCAUCGAAACAGCAGCAAUAAUACAGAAUUUUGUUAAUAUCGGUCUUCAGAACACUGCUGGGUUUUCGUCACCGCCGGAAGCACGUGUUGAUGCGCUGACUGCAGGCAUCGUCGUCGCCGAGAUCAUUGUCUUCGUGACUAACGGAACAGACAACGAACUUCUACAGCUGUCCCUGAUUCAGAAUGCCCUUCUAUCACAAGCCGAGGACUCAGAUGGAUUUAUGGAUCCAGACCUAGUGACUGUGAUGAGUACAACGACAUGCCCUUACCUCACCUGGAUGUCUCCCUAUGGUGCUGAAAACUUUACGACAGGACCCGUCGACUCCGAAGCCUUCUCCACUGGAUUAUGCUCGCCAUAUAAACUUAAUUAUGGCCAGCCUAUCGGCAGAGCUCGGUGUGUAGGAGACGGUCUGUCACCGAGCUACUGGGAUCCUGUAGAUAACUGUGGAAGAAAUCUGACAGCUGAUGAACGUCUGAUUGUACUAGAAGAUACUCCGGUAACGAUAGACAACGUUGCCGACAUCGCUGAAGCCACAUCAGAUCUGACAUCAUCCACCGAGUCAUUGACAUCUGAAGGCGUUGCGUCUGCAUCGAGGUUGCUUCAGGACAUCGCCGAAGCCGGAUCACCAGAGCCAGCGGUCUGUGUCUUUGUGAUUGAGACCGUACAAAACAUUCUGAGUGCUUCUCCAGAUGAACUUGCCGGUGCGCAGACUGAUAGUGGAGCGACAAGCCGUGCCAUCGCCUCUCUAGAGGAUCAGCUUUUCCUUGUAGACGUCACCGCUUCGAAUGGCACAUUCACUAGGGUUGAAGAUAAUUUAGCUGUCCAGAUAAUAGAACUUUCACCCGAUACGCUUCGAUCUGGCCUCUCUGCUUCGUUAACCGUCAGUGAGGGCUCCGACAAACUAGCCUCAGACGCUUUCCAACUGAUUGUUGGAAAGGAAUCUGUGGUCGACGAGGAUGACGAUGACGAACCUGAUGCCCUCAUCGCACUCCCGUCUGAAAUCGGCGACAUCAUAAGUACCGGUGACAAUGUGAGGUGUUCAUUCACUACGUUCGCUGAUCCCGCGUUGUUCCAGUCUCCUAGCCUAGCUGUGAACGAGAACAGCACUGGUUCAUACAGAGCAGCGAACUCGCCGGUAAUCUCAGCCACUGUUGGAGGAUCGGUCAUCAAUGGAUUAACAGAACCCGUUAUCGUUUCAUUCAAACCGCUCAAUAGUAACGCUACAAAUGCAACCUGUGUGUUCUGGGAUUUUGAAGCCAAUAACGGGACUGGUGAUUGGUCAACAGAAGGAUGUAGUCUGAGUAAUACAAGCACCGAUUCCAGACCAGUAUGCCAAUGCGACCAUCUCACUAACUUCGCUGUUCUUAUGGACAUCUACGGUGGUUCUACGUUGUCUGAUAAAGAGGACUACAUCUUGGAGAUUCUCAGCUAUGUCGGUUGUUCCAUGUCUGUUGUUGGACUGGUCAUCACCAUCAUAACGUAUUUGAGUAAUAGAAAAUUUCGCAUGAAGAAUCCCAACCAGAUCCUACUCUGUCUCUGCUUCUCCUUACUCGGUCUCUACGUCACCUUCCUGGCCAUGAUCGCUCUCGACGCCGAGAGUGGCGUGGUCGAGGUCGACGUCGUUCCUUGUAGCAUUGUAGCAGGGUUGUUGCACUUUUUCACGCUGUCGUCGCUGGCUUGGAUGUGCGUCGAGGGUUUCAACAUGUAUCUCAUGUUUGUGCGGGUCGUGGAUAGUUACGUCUCGAAUUUCAUCCUCAAGGCAUCAUUUUGUGCAUGGGGUUUACCUGCAAUCGUAGUGUUCAUUACAGCAGGAGUCACAAGGGAAACAUACGCACAGACAGAUUUCUGUUUCGUGAGUCUCUGGCCCCAGGUGGGUGGUCUCUUGAUACCAAUUGGUCUCAUCCUCCUCUUCAACUUGGUUGUCUUUGUGCUGGUCAUGAAGCGACUCACUAAGACGGUCAGGGGUAAGCAACAGAAUGAGAAGGCCGAGCGACGUCAACGAGUUCGACGAUUCCAAAACGCCGUAUGCAUUCUCCUCCUCAUGGGAUUAACGUGGUCAGUAGGAUACCUGUCGUUGAUCCAAGCAACUAGCGUGGUCGUCCAGGGAAUCUUCACCGUGCUCAACUCCCUUCAGGGUUAUUUCAUCUUCAUGCUCUACUGCGUGCGUCAACCCCAAGUUCGACGCCAAUGGCGGGCCCAAUUCAGCUGCUGCCUCCCCGAGUCUCUGCGGGUCUCUCUUGAUUCUUCGACGUCUCGCUUCUCGUCGACGAUGAAUACCCGUACGACCACGACGUGGAAACCCAACAACCAACCCUCCAAAAAGGGCUUGAACACCAUCUCCAAGUUCAACCCCAAUUCGGUACCGACUUCGACGACGGAAAAAAAUCUAGGGAGUCGGAUGUAUGAUAAUGACAGGUUCUAAGAAGAGUCAUAUACCGCAAGAUUGGCUUCUGGAAGCCAGAAGGGCGUUACUGCUUUCUAACAGCAUAUGACCCAAUAUCCUUCUGGCUCGCAACAGACGAAAUGUCCUUUGUCAGUUCAUUAUUGUCCUAGGAUAUAUCGAUACAUGAACAAAGAAAAAGAAAUACACAAUCCUACGAAUGAAGCUCAACAUAUAUACUUAACAAAUAUAAUUGCAUAUGAAUAUAGAUAUAGAAAUUAACAGACUUCAUUUACACUCUGUAGGCCAGGGUGUUAUUUACAUAUUGGACAGGGAGGGGAGGUUUUAGGUCGGCUGAUUUACAAAUUUGCAUACAACUACAUUGCCCGACAAAGAUUUUGAUUUAAAUGAUGAUGUUGCUCCCCCCCCCCCCAUCCCGCCCCCCCCCCCCCCCAAAAAAAAACACCCACGUCCUCCUGUUCUUAGCUAUGCAUUUUAUUUUCAGUGACUACCUUUCACAAGAGUAGACUAUAUUAAGUAUAAAGAAGGUCAAUAGCUGGAACUGCACAUGUUAUGUGAUUUCCUUUUAGCCUGAGCUCUUUCUGUGCCAUACAUUGUCAGUGGCAUCAUUGAGAGAAAGUCGUAGGUUCAGGAAUAUGUUAUAACUGUCACAUAUAAAUACGCAUAUGUUAUCACGUUCUUGAUUUCAUUCAAGUUUCGACUGUAAUGUUUAAUUUUUAAUGUGUGAGGUGAUUUGACGAUAAUGUUUGUCAGUAUAAACCAUCUCAGCAAGUCUUUCUACUUUUGUAGACUUUCUACUUUCUACUUUCUCUCCCCCUCUUUUAAUCUAUCUCUUAUUCCUUUUUCUAUUUUUCUAUCAAUAAAAUUGUCAUCUUUACCAGUUCAAUUUUGUUUAAACUCUAAAAGGACAUGUAACACAUUAAACGAAGUGGAGUAUUUGUGUAAAAUGUUCUGUACAGAUCUUAUGCUGUGUAUGAAAAAAUGCAAAGAUUCAUUAAAAAUCUGCACCUCUACUCGUUAGAGACGAUAACGUUUUUAUUUAACCUUUAUCUUCAAAAAUAUGGAUUUCAUUCAGUUUAUAAUUUUAUCUUAGUAUUCAACGGGUUGAUUAAAUUUUGAAAUGGUGCUAAUGUUUGUUUGCAUUAUUUCAGGUACUAUUUCACGGACUAUUUAAUUUGUUGAUGGUAAGUGUUAUUUCGGACAAAGCAGUGGUUUUAUUGCACAUUUUUUAGACCUUUUUGACUUGGGUUUCAAAUUGGCGUACGUGACAAUUCUGUUUUAUGAAUACAUUUAAAACAUGCUUAGAGUUUAACUCUAACAGUUAACAUUACACCUGAUAAAUGUUCAAUAAAAAUGAAGUAUUGUAACGUAUCGUUUUAUUACAGCAUUAUACACUUAUACAGAAUAUUAAUAAUCAUCAAUUACGGACAUUAUUCGAUUUCGCAAUUUGUAUUAUAAUUUUAUUUACUUUCCGAUUAAUUUAUAGGCAAUCAUUAUACAUUUUUAAUUAAACCACGAAUGUAUUUUAGGUCCUCAUAGUUAUCAUCUCGCGAAGAUAUCUACAGGCCAAUGACAAGUAUAUUUUCAUUAUUUGAAAGAAAUUUAGACAAUCAGUUUAUGUUUAUCGAUGCUAUAUGACAACAAUUGCAACAUUUUGAUAAUUGUUCAUUAUUCAAGGAUGUAGCUGUUACUCUUCCUGCUCUUCAAUAUAACUUUAUUUCUUGAUUAAAGGCAUGCAGGGUAUUCUACUGACACUACUUCAUAUUAACCUAUAAUGCCAUCUGCUAUUCAUAAUGUCCCUAUGUGUCGACAGCCAUGUCCCACAAUGCAUCACCAACUGCAUGGUGCGCGCGUGAUGAUGAUUUUAUACAUUUUUUUUAUUUCGGAAAUCGCUCUAUGUACGGGGAAGCGAUGACGGUAAAAUACCCUGCCAUUAAAAAUUACCCCGCAGAAAAAUUUGAUGAUGAUUAAGUUAAAUAAGCGGCACAUUUCUUACGCAUUAAUGUUUGUAUGUUUUAAUUUAGUAAGUAUCGACAAUAUAUGUUGAAUAUGCAAUGUAGAACUGUUAUAUAUCAUACCACUCUGUCAAACCAGCUUUCAACUUGAAAAAUAUUGAUCAGUAGUGAUAAUUAUUACAUUUGAAAUGAAAAUAUGAUAAUUGAUAAUACAUUUUUAAUUUAAAAUGAUACUUGGUAUCUUAAAUAGGCAAUAGAAUGUUAAUUUAUUGAAAAUAAAAUAGAACUAUAUUAUAAACAAAA
Strongylocentrotus purpuratus (purple sea urchin) is the source of this 9083-nucleotide messenger RNA. RefSeq lists its product as uncharacterized. Gene Ontology annotation, cellular component: membrane. Gene Ontology annotation, biological process: G protein-coupled receptor signaling pathway; cell surface receptor signaling pathway. The coding region runs from base 1489 to 6846 and encodes 1785 amino acids. The record is from RefSeq and is a predicted model, not a curated record. The transcript has 31 exons. NCBI's taxonomy places the organism in Eukaryota, Metazoa, Echinodermata, Echinoidea, Camarodonta, Strongylocentrotidae. Gene Ontology annotation, molecular function: G protein-coupled receptor activity; calcium ion binding.